This is a messenger RNA of Sturnus vulgaris (Common starling), 1205 nucleotides long. It is a transcript of the gene CCR9, whose product is annotated as C-C motif chemokine receptor 9. The record is from RefSeq and is a predicted model, not a curated record. Gene Ontology annotation, cellular component: external side of plasma membrane; membrane. Lineage: Eukaryota; Metazoa; Chordata; Aves; Passeriformes; Sturnidae. Gene Ontology annotation, molecular function: C-C chemokine receptor activity; scavenger receptor activity; C-C chemokine binding. Gene Ontology annotation, biological process: calcium-mediated signaling; immune response; cell chemotaxis.
AGGACUGAGAAGCGAUCUGGCUGAAGAUGGCAGCUGCAAGUGUAGUCACACAUCCUGGCAAGAGUAGCCUGGAUUACUACAGGAAUGACAGCAUGGUGCUGUCCCUGUGUGAAAACCCAGUGAACAGCACAGACUUCAUGUGUGACAAGAGGCAGGUCAGGCAGUUUGCUCAAGCCUUCCUGCCAGUGUUUUUCUGGCUCAUCUUCACUGUGGGCACAGUGGGGAACACCUUGGUUGUGCUUGUCUAUUGCAAACACCAUUUCAGGAAGAACAUGAUGGAUCGGUACAUGCUGCACCUGGCCAUCGCCGACCUCCUGCUCCUUUUCACCUUCCCCUUCUGGGCCAAGGCUGCUUCCGAUGGAUGGAUCUUUGAGGACUUCAUGUGCAAAGUUGUCAACAGCAUGUAUAAGAUCAACUUCUAUGGCUGCAGCUUGCUUCUAACCUGCAUCAGCUUUGAGAGGUACAUCACUAUAGUCCAAGCGAUGAAAGCUAAAACUUGUAAGCGAAGGUGGCUCCUGCGCAGCAGGCUCAUGUGCCUGGCAGUCUGGCUGACAUCUGUGAGCCUGUGCAUCCCAGAAAUCAUUUACAGCCAGAGCACACAGGUGGGAGACGUAACAGUUUGCAAAAUUAUGUACUCAUCAAAUGUCAGUGUGGUCUUCAGAGUUAUGGUCCUGGCCUUGAAAGUCAUCAUAGGAUUCUUCCUCCCUCUCUUUGUCAUGGUGAUUUGUUAUGCCCUUAUCAUCAACACCCUCCUACAAGCCAAAAGAUCCCAAAAGCAGAAGUCGCUGAGGAUCAUCAUCAUGAUUAUCACUGCUUUCCUCCUCUCCCAGUUCCCGUACAAUAUUGUUUUGCUGGUCGAAGCCAUCAACACCUACACCGGGGUGGUGCACAGUUGUCAGGCUGCCAACCAGCUGGACAUCGGGCUGCAGAUCACCCAGAGCAUUGCCUUCCUCCACAGCUGCCUCAACCCCUUCCUCUAUGUCUUUGCUGGCGAGCGGUUCAGGAUGGCGCUGGGCAGGAUGAUGCAAAGCUGUGGCUGCUGCUGGAGCAGGGGCCAGGAGCACUCCUCUGCCUGUGAUAGCCAGGAGAACAGCUCAAACUGGUCCUUUGCCAUGCUGGGGAGGCGGCGGGUCAGGAACUCCCUGAUCCUCAACACUCACUGGACCUCCUCUGUUACCUCCCCUCCUUGCAAAGUCAUACUGUAA